AUGUUCUGCAACUUAGACAGAAAUACGACUUGCUUACAGCACGAAGUUCCAUCUGAAGUACCAGGACAAAUUCGCCCAGAAAAUUCCAUGCUCGACGAUUUGCUCACUCUUUGGAUCAAUUCGGAGGAAGAUGAUUCCACUCUUCUUCGAAAUUUCAACAGCGAGGAAACGUGUGAUCUUGAAUGCCUCUUGAACGAGGAAUGCUCAUUCGAGCAGAUGCAGCAACUUUUCAACGAAUUCGCCCAGCUGGUCUGCCCAUUUCACAAUCAUAACCUCUCCGAACUCCCAACCGAGCCAGAAGUUCGAGCGAUUCUCAAAUCGAUCCGACCACUUCUUACUUCAGAUCUUCAAAAAUCUCUUUGA
This is a messenger RNA of Oikopleura dioica, 363 nucleotides long. NCBI's taxonomy places the organism in Eukaryota, Metazoa, Chordata, Appendicularia, Copelata, Oikopleuridae. The record is from the annotation of a GenBank genome assembly.